This is a messenger RNA of Sparassis crispa, 480 nucleotides long. Its product is annotated as Peptidyl-prolyl cis-trans isomerase E. Gene Ontology annotation, molecular function: RNA binding. NCBI's taxonomy places the organism in Eukaryota, Fungi, Basidiomycota, Agaricomycetes, Polyporales, Sparassidaceae. The coding region runs from base 1 to 480 and encodes 159 amino acids. The record is from RefSeq and is a predicted model, not a curated record. The transcript is spliced from 5 exons.
AUGGAGGAGGGAACAAGAACGAAGAAAACCGUUUUCGUAGGUGGCAUCGGAGAUGAGGUCGAUGAAAGUGUACUGCUCGAAAAUUUCGCUACGUUCGGAGAUAUCAUAGAGGUGCAGAUCCCUCUUGCUCCGACAAAUCCAUCUCAGCAGAUCGAGACGAAGCACAGAGGAUUUGCGUUCGUGACAUAUUCGUCUACUGCGGAUGCUCAAGAUGCGAUCGACAACAUGGAUCUGAAUGAGUUGAACGGUCGCGUUCUGAGAGUAAACCUUGCGCGACCCAUGAGGGGACCCACUCAAGGCGCAGGAAACAGGGCCAUUUGGGAAUCAGAAGAUUGGCUCAAGCAAUAUGCGAAGCCACUCUCACGUAGCGGAGGCGCUGCGCUUCGUGCGCGGACCAGAGAGGGUUCCAAUGGAGUGGAACAAGGAGGCGAACAGUAUGGCGAGGAUCAUGCCGAUGCCGACAACGCCAUGGAAGAGUGA